Physcomitrium patens is the source of this 1520-nucleotide messenger RNA. NCBI's taxonomy places the organism in Eukaryota, Viridiplantae, Streptophyta, Bryopsida, Funariales, Funariaceae. The record is from RefSeq and is a predicted model, not a curated record.
CGGUUCUUGGUUGCGUGUGAGCUGAUGAGCAUGGGGCCCUCUCACAUGCCUCUGUUUCGUUUCCGCAUGUGGGCGUGAGACAGUGGGUUGCGUCCUGGUUUAGUAUCUUUUGUGUUUUCGCGGAAUUCUCAGCACAGAUCGCCUGAACUUUGAUUAUUCAUUGUGAAUUAGGGCAUCUUUUUUGGCUGUCGAAUUUUGUGUGACGUCCCCUGGAAACCAGAAGAUACUUCCAAGUGUUCUGCAUACUCUUAAAAGGAUCAACAGUUAAAAAUAUUCUAAAUACCUUUCUGAUGUACACCUAAAGGGGUUACACUGUUGGACCUUCAUGAUCUAAAAUGCAUGAGUACAGCUGAAAAUCGGCACUGAGUUUCCCAACUUUUUCUGUAGACAUCAGUUUAGACAUCAUAAUUUCUUGUUUCCUUCUCAGAUAGACUUCAUCUUGAUCUGUUCAUUAGAUUUGUAUACUGCAUCAUAGUGUCAAGUUUUAUGGUGGUUACCUACUCACAUGCCCCUCAUACCGCCAUUUUUUUUCACUAACUCAUGCCGCCAUGUUCACCUGUGCCGGCGAAGGAAUGGCAAGGGAUUGGAAUUUGCAAGAGACCAAAGGUUUGGUUAAGGAAUUCAUAUCCUUGAAAGCGGAGAAACCUGAGAUGCUCACAGCCAGUGAGCGUUGGAACAGAGUAGCUGAGACGUUGAGAGAGAAGGGCUUCAACCGAAGCCACAGGAGCUGUAAAAAGAGAUGGUACAGACUGGAACAGUUCGAGGUUCAGAUCUUUUCAUUCAACAUGGAGGAUGGUAAGAAUAAAAACUACUGGGACUUGACUCGAGCGGAGAGGUUGAAGUUCUGUGAUAAGUGGCCGCAGCUGCCAUCCGGCGAUGCCAUUGAUAUGGAGCUAUUUGAUUGUCUGAAAAGAUUUUCUCACGUGUAUGAGAAAGAUGCGUCUAAAACAGCAUCAAAUGCAUCUACUACGGUCGCAAAUGUUGAGGACAAGGAGGUGAUACAUUCAGAGCCAAAGUUGGAGACCAGAAGAAAAUCAGCUUCACCACAACCUUUAAUUUCUACGCCACUUCCAACUCCAGCACCAUUGUCCCACCUCAUGUUUGCUACUGUCGAACGGAACAGGCAAGAAGAGCCCACGGACUCUGAGAAGCAAUCUACAACUACGUGGCCUGGUCAAAGUGUAAGUCAAGCUCUAUCCUCUCCGGAGGUUUUAGAUGGUUUAAAGCUUCAAGACCUGGAGCUCAGAGGCAGACGAGCAGUAGAGGUGUGGAAAAACAAAACGAUACUACCCUGCACCAACAAAGCCAGCACAUUUGUGGAGAUUAAUCAGCCAUCACAACAAAAAGCACAAACUCCGAAAAGACCCCUGAUUCCUGAAAGGCCCCUCUUCGGGUCAAUUAAAAUUAGUCCACCUCUUGACGUAACAAACACCACCGUGCUAGGUGAUAAUUCAACUAGGUUUGUGAGAAAAAAACGUGACCUCCACUAAGUCACCCAUUCAGUUCAAGAGGGUGAAUCC